Molecule: messenger RNA, 962 nt
Organism: Tachyglossus aculeatus (Australian echidna)
Lineage: Eukaryota; Metazoa; Chordata; Mammalia; Monotremata; Tachyglossidae
Gene: CHRAC1
Product: chromatin accessibility complex subunit 1
Exons: 3
Coding region: 16-393 (125 amino acids)
Cellular component (GO): CHRAC; nucleus
Molecular function (GO): protein heterodimerization activity
Source: RefSeq, a predicted model, not a curated record
GAAGAGGGAGGGAAGAUGGCGGACGGGUUGGGAGGCCAAGGCGAGAGGGGUGCGGCCCAGAGGCUGGUGUCCCUGCCCUUGUCCCGCGUCCGGGUGAUCAUGAAGAGCUCCCCCGACGUGUCCAGCAUCAACCAGGAGGCCCUGGUGCUCACCGCCAAGGCCACGGAGCUCUUCGUUCAGUAUCUGGCCACCUAUUCCUACAAACACGGCAGCGGGAAAGAAACAAAAUCCCUCACCUACAGCGACUUAUCCAACACGGCCGAUGAGUCGGAAACAUUUCAGUUUCUCGCAGAUAUAUUACCAAAGAAGAUUUUAGCUAGUAAAUACCUAAAAAUGUUAGAGGAGAAGGGAGGAGGAGAGGGAGAGGAGGAAGACGAAGAAGCGGCAUCCUAAGGACGCAGCCCCAUUUCAAAAAACUCACCUCGCUGGCGCCGUCUCCCCACGCACCCUGCUUCUGGCUCAGUGUGUCUCGUCUCUCGCUUCUCCAAGAAAGACUCCAGCCGGGAUCAUUUCUUCUUCUUUUCUGGCUAAAACCUGGCACGUACUAUGGUUUGGGUCCUGGGCAGUGGCCUGAAAUGGGUGAGGCGGCGGGGGCCCUUCAACACAGCAGCAGCAGCCCCGGGCAGCCGACCCCUCAGCGUUAAGGGAAAUGGGGCUGGCCUUUCCCUUAACCCGUGCAAUUUUGAGUGUCCUCUGAGUACUUCUCAAACUGAAGUCAUUGUUACGUGUGUGUAUUCUGGACUGUCUUUCUUGGAGCGGCAUCUGCCUUACCAGUUAAGCAGCUGAAGGGGGCAUGAACUGGAUCCUACAGUACCAGGUUCUGUAUAACAAGAAAAUGUAAUUUUGCUGUUGGACAAAAAUGAAUAUUUUUUUAACUGUACAGUAUAAUUUUUGCCAUUUUUGUAUUUUUUAGAGAUGGUGUAUAAUAGUUUCUUUCCAAUAAAAUGUUUGGUAAAAUGAGA